UACAUCAUUUCUCCCAAAAAAAAAUUUCAUGAAUCAUGCACGGCUGACUGUGCGCCGUAUUCGACCUGGCGUAGGUUGAGAAAAUGAUUGUUAAAAAUGCUAUAUUACGCACCGUCAAGUCUGUGCCUUAUAACGAAGACUGGACGACUAGACAGACAGGACAAUUUUUGGGGGAAAUUUUGACUCAUUUUUGAUGCCAACCUCCAUUGCAGAAUUCAAGUUUCAGGUUCUACUGUUUACAUAUAUAUUUUUCUCGGAGAAACAGAAACUCUCAAUGUAGCUACAUUUCAAGAUCCUUUUCGGAAUUUUCAAUUUAGGGUUUGAUGUCACUCUUUUAGCCUUAUUGGGGUGGUUAAUUAUUUCAAUAUUCUGGUUGAGUUAUGGUGCUCUGUUGAAUUGUGAUGAAGUGUGUGGAUAUACCUGAAUGGCUUAAAGGGUUGCCCGUGGCACCUGAAUUUCGGCCUACUGAUACUGAAUUUGCUGACCCGAUUGCCUAUAUAUCCAAAAUUGAGAAGGAAGCUAGUGCUUUUGGUAUAUGUAAGGUGGUUCCACCAUUGCCCAAACCUUCAAAGAAGUAUGUCCUGCAUAACUUGAACAUGUCUCUAUCCAAGUGCCCCGACUUUGGUUUGGACGGCAAUUUUGAUCCUUCGUCUAUAAAAAGUGGUGAGGAUAAGCAAAAUGUUGAGAGUGGCCACUCUAGGGCAGUUUUUACGACGAGACAUCAGGAAUUGGGACAUAGUGAAAAGAGGAAGUUGAAAGGGGCAGUUGGUGGUCUGCCAUUGGGAGCUCAAAAGCAAGUGUGGCAAAGUGGACAAGUUUAUACAUUAGAGCAGUUCGAAACCAAGUCCAAGAACUUUGCCAGGAAUCAAUUGGGGAUGGUUAAGGAGAUUUCUCCGUUUGUUGUGGAGGCAAUGUUUUGGAAGUUGGCUUUUGAGGAGCCUAUCUACGUGGAAUAUGCAAAUGAUGUGCCCGGUUCUGCAUUUGGGGAGCCUGAGGGACUCUUUAAUAAUUGUCGCAGGAGGAAAAGGGCGGCAUGCAAGAGGAAAAUUCUUGAUAGAAAUAGUGGAGGAUUUUCUCGUUUUAACAAUGAUGAAAUAGGUACUUUGGGUAGUAGUGUGGACAAAGGUUUGUGUCAUAGUGUAGAGACACCAUCCUCUUCUUUGUUAACCCCUAUAUCAAACAAAUACACAAACUCAUCCACUUUUAGGCCAAAAGGUUGUGGUAAUGCUGGUGAAAUGGAAGGUAGUGCUGGUUGGAAGCUUGCAAACAGUCCUUGGAAUUUGCAAGUAAUUGCACGCUCGCCUGGUUCACUGACUCGAUUCAUGCCAGAUGAUAUCCCUGGUGUUACUUCUCCCAUGGUCUAUAUAGGGAUGUUGUUUAGCUGGUUUGCUUGGCAUGUUGAGGAUCAUGAGCUUCACAGUCUGAAUUUUCUUCAUACAGGAUCCCCUAAGACUUGGUAUGCUGUGCCUGGAGAUUGUGCAUUUGGCUUUGAAGAAGUCAUUCGUUGUCAUGCUUAUGGAGAAACAACUGAUCGAUUAGCUGCUCUUGCGCUAUUGGGCGAGAAGACCACUCUUUUAUCACCUGAAGUUCUGGUAGCAUCAGGCAUCCCCUGCUGCAGGUUGGUACAAAAUCCUGGUGAAUUUGUUGUCACUUUCCCGCGGGCCUACCAUGUAGGUUUCAGCCAUGGCUUCAAUUGUGGCGAGGCUGCCAACUUCGGUACUCCACAGUGGCUUGCAGUAGCCAAAGAAGCUGCUGUUCGUCGAGCUGCCAUGAACUAUCUACCUAUGCUCUCUCAUCAGCAGUUGCUUUAUCUGCUGACAAUGUCUUUUGUUUCAAGUGUGCCAAGAUCUCUGUUGCCCGGGGUUCGAAGCUCUCGUAUGAGAGGUCGUCAGAAGGAAGAAAGGGAGUUUCUGGUAAAGAAGGCCUUCAUUGAGGAUAUAGAAAAGGAGAGCAACUUGGUAAAAGUUUUACUUCAGAAAAGCUUUGCUGACAAUGCAAUGUUGUGGGAUGUGGAUAUGCUGCCAUCUUCAGGUAAAGAAUCGGGACUGCACAAGCAUGUUAGUGCGGAUGCUUCUAGAGGGAACAGCCAGUCUGACAGCGAUAGUCAGGAUCUAUUAGACCAGAUGAGCUUAUACAUGGAAAAUUACAGUGACUUCUAUGUGGAUGACGAUGUGUCAUGUGAAUUUGAAAUCGAUUCUGGGACAUUACCCUGUAUUGCUUGCGGGAUUCUUGGUUUUCCAUUUAUGGCUUUGGUGCAACCAUCGGAAAAGUCUGCAAAACACCUUUUUCCUGAGGAUUUUCAGAAUAAACAAGAACCCGGAGUACUAAAACAUGUGGAGUCUGAUUCCCAUUCAGAUCAUAGGGGCAUGCUUGAGGACUAUAAUGGAGUUGACAGAAUUGGAAGAAAUGGAGUACAUUCCCUUAACCAGGAUGAAGUGUCUUUGUAUGCCCAGCCAAGCGAGUCUGCAGUUUCUCCGCACGAGGGUCAAACAUCACAGUCUCAUCAUCUUUCACAUACAGAUAAUGCAGUUCUGACUUCAAAAGUUGACUUUGAGAAGGAAUGUGAUGUUUCUAGAGGUCUUGUAAGACCUCAAAUAUUUUGCCUUGAGCACGCAAUUCAGACUGAAGAACUACUGCGUACUAAAGGUGGAGCAAAUGUUCUUGUGAUCUGCCAUUCAGACUUCCAAAAAAUAAGGGGACAUGCUGCUAUUGUUGCAGAGGAAAUUGACACGACAUACAAAUAUAAUGAGAUUCCACUGGCUAAUGCCUCGCAAGGACAUCUUUCGUUGAUUGAUCUUGCAAUGAGGGAUGAAGAAGAAGGCAAAUGUGCAGAAGAUUGGACACUGAAAUUAAAUAUUAAUUUAAGGCACUGCGUGAAGGUGCAAAGGAAUUAUCCACUUAAGAAAUUAAAACAUGCACUGAUUUUGGGUGGAUUAUUCUCUGAUACAACUCGCAGUUCAGAUUCCUUGAGUCCCCUCAAGUGGCAGUCCAGAAAAGUACGCUCAAAGAGAAAGUUGAAUAAUUCAACAGAAAGUACACCAUUUGCAAAUGUUCAAAUAGAGAAGGUAGUUGAUUCAGGAUCCACAGUGGACAUGCAGAACACCAGAAACAGGAAUAUAAGAAUCCAGUAUUCCCGGAAGAAAUACAAGCGUAAGGCUUGUAGUUUUGUGGAUCCUUUUAAUGAUUCAAAAGAAGUUUUACUUGCAGAUGCAAAAACAUUGGGAAGUACCCUCCAUAGGGAUGAAAAUGCAGGCACAACUUCUGUAGCGGGAAGGUUCGUUGCUGCUUCUGAUGAGAAACCCCUAUUGCGACAUGAACAUGAGAUGCUUUUACUAAACAGAGAUCAAAAUGGGAAUCUUCUUGCACCACAAGAAGCAGAUUUACUUGUGACCACUUCUUUAGUGGUGGAACUCGAUGAAGCCCGGGCUGAAAUUUGUACUACUGAGAAGUUUUCAUUGGAGAAUAAAACUUGUAUUACAAAUUCAAGUACUUGCCAUACAGAGAAUAAGACCACGGCUGCAGAGACUAGUGGAGAAACUGAAAUAACACAUGUGCAUGUGGUUCAAAGCACUGCAUAUAAUGAAAAGCUGGAGGAGAAUCGGGAUAUGACAGAAUCUGUCAUCAGAGGUAAGUCUGCUCAACUGAUGGAAGCAGAUUUUGAAAGAGAUUAUCAUAGUGGGGAUGAUAAAGCUAUUAUGACCAGAUCUCUCGUGCCUGUCAACUCCUCAGGAUGUUGCACUGAUGGUCCUUCUAGAAGUUGUGAUGCAAAGAUUGAGGAUCAAGUUUCAGAACAAUUUGGCUCCGGUAGUGAGGCAUCUGAUAGUGAUACUUCACACAAAUCUGUGGAGCAAGAAAUCCAAAUUGAUAAUUCAGUUAAGGACAUAGCUGUCUCUGACCAUGUCACACCCAUAGAAGAAGCUUCCGCUUCAGCAGGAAGUCUCAAAAUGACAACAAAGACAUCUAGGAUUAAGCACUCACAGAGUGGCAAUGGCAUCUCUGAGCAGGAUAAGAAAGAGUCAAAUGAGGAUACCUCUGCCAUAGUAUUAAGGCUGACUGGAAAAAGUGGUGGCAAAAGGAGCGAGCUAGAUCUCCUUACGAAUGAUGGACAUAGUGUUGGUGGCUUUGCUAAAAGUCCAUGUGAAGGUUUAAGGCCACGGGCUAGGAAAAAUGUACCUGGGAGCAGAGUUGAUACUAAGGAACUUCUUGAGAAGAAAUCCAUGGGAAAUAAGGUGAGGAGGUCUUUACAUAGUUCCAUCUCCCCCAAGGAUAAGAAAGAACAGAGGAAGGGAGCUCAUAGGUGUAACUUGGAAGGCUGCUGGAUGAGUUUCCAGACAAAGGUAGAGCUGCAACUGCACAAACAUAACCGCUGCCCCAUUGAAGGGUGUGAGAAGAAAUUUACCUCCCACAAAUAUGCCCAGGUUCAUCAACGCGUUCAUGAAAAUGAUAGGCCCCUCAAAUGUCCAUGGAAGGGCUGCACCAUGACAUUCAAGUGGGCCUGGGCAAGAACUGAACAUUUGCGCGUACAUACUGGUGAGCGGCCAUAUAAGUGCAAGGUUGAGGGUUGUGGACUUACUUUUAGGUUUGUAUCAGAUUAUAGUCGGCAUAGACGGAAAACUGGCCAUUAUGUAGACGCGGUUAAUUGACAUUAGUUACUUUAAUCCGGUUGGUCUUGUAAUGUACGAAAUACUGGGACUGCCAGAGUUCGAUUCUGGGGUUGAAAAGACAAUCUUAAGAAUCAUGUGAGAAAAAUGGGCUCUUAUCAGUUUUACCAUGGGGUAGUAGUAGUGUUACCAUUUUGUAAAGUGCCUGUGUUCAGUAUCAUCUCUCAAUCAAAAUUAAAAUUGCACGUCAUUCUUUCAAAUUUUUGUCUGGGGAAGGGAGGGCCUAAGCGAACAAGACCUGUUUUGGGUACUCUAGUAAUGCUGGAGUUUGGACCGUCAAUAAUAUGAUCAUGUAGAAUAUCCAACUGAAACUGCAGCUUCUGCUGGACGGUCUGCUUUUCAAUGUUAUGAAGCCAUGAUGGAAGUCAGUUUUUUAAA
Messenger RNA from Capsicum annuum, 5039 nucleotides. RefSeq names its product probable lysine-specific demethylase ELF6. Gene Ontology annotation, biological process: chromatin remodeling. Gene Ontology annotation, molecular function: histone H3K4me/H3K4me2/H3K4me3 demethylase activity. The record is from RefSeq and is a predicted model, not a curated record. Gene Ontology annotation, cellular component: nucleus. Bases 402 to 4643 code for a protein of 1413 amino acids. NCBI's taxonomy places the organism in Eukaryota, Viridiplantae, Streptophyta, Magnoliopsida, Solanales, Solanaceae. The transcript has 7 exons.